CGGGGGCUGGUUUCAGUGUCAGCAGGCAGGUGUCCCAGCUGCUCAAAGGCUGGAGCCUUCUCUCACCCAGCAGAUGGUGAGCAUGGUUAACGCCAAACAGCUUGCACGGCCCGAGGCUGGAACUGAGACCGAAACCAGCGCCUGUGCUCGUCCACGUGACCGAUGCCGUUUCACAUGCUUUCUUCGUUGCUCUAGGCGUCAUUCUAGAAGUGAUGAAGUUUGAGUUGCCUCUUAACGUGAUCUUGAUUGUGUUACUUGUACAUGAAGGUAAGUGUGCGUUUGUGUGUUGUGUGUGUGUGUGUGUGUCUCUCUCUGCAGGCCCCCACCAGGCAGGUGAUGCAUUUCUGGCUCCAGCAGUUGCAGCAGAAACGUUGGGAGUACAGCAACACGCGAGGCUCCGGUCAGAGAGACAGCUGGAGCUCGCCGACCCUGGCCUUCCCCCCCACGGGCCUCGUGGGCAAAGACAAUUGUGUGAAUCCUGAAGUUGCUGUCAAGCCUUGGUUCUGUAGUUGGUGUCUAAAAUUGGUUCUGACUGAACCCUGACCUGUGGCCAUUCCUCAAAGGCUGCCCGUCUAAAUCCACUUGACGGUCUUCAGUAUGGACACCAAAGGCCAGAGUAGCACCUUCAGACGGGCCUCCCUCAAACGCACUCCAUCUGGCUCGCAGAAGGCACAGAAAGCUUGGAUUGAGAGGACCUUUGUGAAAAGAGAAUGUGUUCACAAAUUUCCCACAAAGGACCCGGCCAGAUGUUCCUGUGGUCAGCUGACGUCGCAGCACGUGGCCAUCCCCGCCGGUGCCAACUCGCUAGAGGAAGCGAACCAGCUGGUCCAGAUUGACACCCCGAAAGAUAAAUGGAGUGUGAUCAAGCACACCAGGACCUACCCGACGGACGCCUACGGCCUGAUUGAGUUCCAGGGCGGCGGAUUCAUCAACAAGGCCAUGUAUAUCAGAGUCUCCUAUGACACCAAACCUGACAACCUCCUGCAUUUGAUGGUGAAGGACUGGCAGCUGGAACUGCCUACUUUGCUCAUCUCCGUCCACGGAGGUCUUCAGAACUUCGACCUGCAGCCCAAACUCAAGCAAGUGUUUGGCAAAGGCCUGAUCAAAGCUGCCGUCACCACAGGAGCUUGGAUUUUCACCGGUGGGGUCAACACAGGGGUGAUCCGUCACGUAGGAGAUGCCUUAAAGGACCAUUCCUCCAAGUCACGAGGGAAGGUGUGCGCUAUAGGAAUUGCUCCAUGGGGAAUCCUGGAAAACAAAGACGACCUCAUCGGAAAAGAUGUAAGCAAACCCUAUCAGACGAUGGCCAACCCACUGAGCAAGCUGGCUGUGCUCAACAACAGCCACUCGCACUUCAUCCUGACCGACAACGGCACCUGUGGGAAGUACGGCUCUGAGGUCAAACUGCGGCGGCUGCUGGAGAAGCACAUCUCCCUGCAGAAGAUCAACACGCGUCUGGGUCAGGGGGUUCCUCUAGUGUGCAUGAUAGUGGAGGGAGGCCCCAACGUGAUCUCCAUCGCUCUGGAGAGUCUGAGAGACGAUCCGCCCGUCCCCGUGGUGGUGUGCGACGGCAGCGGCCGAGCUUCCGACAUAAUAUCCUUCGCACACAAGUUCUCAGAGGACGGAGGGAUGAUCAAUGAUGAUGUCAGAGAGCAACUUUUGGUAACUAUUCAGAAGACCUUCAACUAUAGCAAAAGCCAGUCCCAGCAGAUACUGCUCAUGGUUAUGGAGUGCAUGAAGAAAAGGGAACUGAUCACAGUUUUUCGAAUGGGUUCUGAGGGACAACAAGAUAUUGAAAUGGCCAUUCUUACCGCCCUGUUAAAAGGCACAAAUGCAGCAGCGGCCGAUCAGCUUAGUUUGGCCCUGGCCUGGAACAGAGUGGACAUCGCUCGCAAUCACAUAUUUGUUUACGGACACAAUUUACCACCGGCCGGCGCCAUCGCCAACGCUACGACCUCUGGAGCUUCGGCUCAAGAGAAGCAAAAGAGUCCUGCCCGUGCUCCUCAAAAUAAAGGCCGAGGAAAGAAGGGAAAGGGGAAGGGAAAGACAAAGCCUGAACCCCCGGAGGAAACAGACCCCAGGAAGUUGGAGUUGAUGCGUUGGGUGAACUCUCUGGAGCAGGCCAUGAUGGAUGCUCUCGUGCUUGACCGAGUGGACUUUGUCAAACUGCUCCUCGAGAAUGGGGUCAAUAUUCACCACUUCCUCACCAUUCCCAGACUGGAGGAGUUAUACAACACGAAACUUGGUCCUGCUAAUUCACUCAAUGCUGUGGUGAGAGAUGUCAAAAAGGGAAACCUUCCUCCAGAUUAUCAGAUCACUGUGAUUGAUAUUGGUCUGGUGCUGGAGUGCUUCAUGGGGGGAGCUUACAGGAGCAAUUACACCAGGAAGGCUUUCCGCAACCUCUACAAUAAUUUGUAUGGACUAAAAAGGCCGAAGGCUCUGAAGCUCCUCGGAAUGGAGGAUGAUGAACCAAGGUCAAAGGGAAAGAAAAAGCCCAAAAAGAAGAAAGAGGAAGAGGUGGAAAUUGACGUGGAUGACCCCGAGGUUUGUCGAUUCAAGUUUCCCUUCCAUGAGCUGAUGCUGUGGGCGGUGCUGAUGAAGCGCCAGAAGAUGGCACUGUUUCUGUGGAAGCGUGGAGAAGAAGCCAUGGCGAAGGCCCUGGUGGCCUGUAAACUGUAUAAAGCCAUGGCACAUGAGUGCUCUGAGAGUGAAUUGGUGGAUGACAUCUCCCAAGACCUGGAGAACAACUCAAAAGAAUUUGGUCAGCUUGCCUACGAGCUGUUGGACCAGUCCUACAAGCAUGACGAACAGGUCGCCAUGAAACUGCUAACAUACGAGCUGGUCAACUGGAGUAACUCCACCUGUCUGAAGCUGGCUGUGGCUGCUAAGCAACGCGACUUCAUUGCCCACACCUGCAGCCAGAUGUUGCUCACUGACAUGUGGAUGGGCUGCUUAAGGAUGGGCAAAAAUCCCGGCCUCAAGGUUAUUCUUGGAAUUGUCUUUCCUCCUCUGAUCCUACUGUUGGAUUUCCGUCUCAAAGAGGGUGCAUCUUAUCGUACAGCUGAAAACAAAGAACAAGGAAACGACAAGGAUGACGACACAAAAUCCGGCAAAGACCCCAAUAAUGAUGCAACCUCCCGAAAGGGGGACGAAGAGGAGGGCAACACUAAUGUCCGCAAAAUCCCCAUUGGCAAAAGGUUCUUUGAGUUUUAUAAUGCGCCAUUCACCAAAUUCUGGUUCAAUACCAUUUGCUAUCUGGGAUAUUUGAUGUUGUACAACUACAUAAUCCUGGUAAAAAUGGAGCGAUUGCCAUGUUUACAAGAAUGGACCGUCAUUGCAUACAUCCUCACGCUUGGAUCAGAAAAAGUCAGACAGAUUCUGAUGUCCGAGCCGGGGAAGCUGAAACAGAAGAUAAGUGUGUGGCUGGAGGAGUACUGGAACAUCACAGACCUGGCGGCCAUUUGCACCUUCCUCCUUGGUCUGAUGCUCCGUCUGCAGCACGAGCCUUACAUGGGCUACGGCAGAGUCAUCUACUGCAUAGACAUAAUCUUCUGGUACAUCCGUGUGUUGGACAUCUUUGGAGUCAACAAAUACCUGGGACCCUAUGUGAUGAUGAUAGGGAAGAUGAUGAUAGAUAUGAUGUACUUUGUGGUGAUCAUGCUGGUGGUGCUCAUGAGCUUCGGGGUGGCUCGGCAAGCCAUCCUUCACCCCGAUGAGGAGCCGACGUGGCGCCUGGCCAGAAACAUUUUCUACAUGCCCUACUGGAUGAUCUACGGAGAGGUUUUUGCGGACUCGAUAGACCGUAAGACUCGAGUUCAUAUCUACGCGAUGGAAAUCAACCCUCCAUGUGGUGACCAUUUAUUUGACGAGGACGGUAAGAAACUGCCUCCGUGUAUCCCCGGUGCCUGGCUCACACCUGCCAUCAUGGCCUGUUACCUCCUCGUGGCAAACAUUCUUCUGGUCAACUUGCUGAUCGCCGUGUUCAACAACACUUUCUGUGAAAUCAAGUCCAUUUCCAACCAGGUCUGGAAGUUCCAGAGAUAUCAGCUGAUCAUGACGUUCCAUGACCGCCCCAUCCUGCCGCCACCUCUCAUUAUUUUCAGCCACAUCUACAUCCUUUUCAACCGGCUGUUUCGCCGAUGUGCCAGAAAGAAACAAGAUGGAGAGCUGGAUGAGAAGGAUCGCGGACUCAAGCUCAGGCUGAAUCCAGAGGAGCUCAAAUGUCUGUAUGAGUUUGAAGAGCAGUGUGUGGAGGAAUAUUUCCGCGAGAAAGAGGAUGAGCAGCAGUCUUCCAGUGACGAACGCAUCAAGGUUACCUCAGAAAGAGUUGAGAAUAUGUCCAUGCGUCUGGAGGAGGUAAACGAAAGGGAGAACACCAUGAAGGCCUCCCUGCAGACAGUGGAUCUGCGCUUGGCACAGCUCGAAGAGAUCCAUGGAAGGAUGGCGGUCGCCCUGGAAAAGCUUGCGGGCGUGGACAAACUGGAACUGACCAGAAGCCAUUCACGAGCCUCGUCCGCCUGUGACCCCUCCUCUCUGCUGCGCCAGGGCAGCAUUAACAGUGCUGAUGGUUACAGUCUGUACCGCUUCCACAUGGACAUGGAGGAAUUUGCGUCGAAGCAGAAGGACUCAGAUGAGACAACGAAAACUGGCGUAGAGAGACAGAGGAGCCUGAGGGAAGCCUCCAGUAUUCGCAACCCAAAGGAAAGCGGACAGACCUUAGAGGUCGGUGGUCUGGACAGAUCACGACCAGGUUCCUGCGUGGGCAUUCUCAUAUCGCCAUGUGAACCGAAGCUUGCCUCUGCUGCAUCGAGUCAAGAGACCUUAUCCAACCUAAAAAACGGCAGCACGAUGCUGCUGGACAGACUAAAGCCUUGUUCUCCACCAAAAAGAACCAAGUCCUUGAGAUACUCUCCAGUUGAAGACCAAGCCACUUCUCCUUUGACAAAGAGGAGGGCUAUGAGCACCAUAAUUGUCAGCCCGCCUGAUGAGCCCGAGGAGGCAGAUGAGACUUCAAAGAAGGCCCAACUGCCGUCUGGAACUUCCUCUUCCCCAAAGAGGACUAAAUCGUUGAAAUAUUUCCACGGUGAAAUCCAAAGUCAGACGUCUGCCGUGACAAAGAGGAGAGCCAUGAGCGGCAUCCUCCACCAACCAGCGGAGGCAGGUGAUGAUGUGCAAACGGAUGACUUUAAGUCGGUAGUGGAGCAGCUCACUAAAACACAGAACCAGCGGCCAGAGAACUUGGAGAACAAGAUGCACCCGAGCACUACCGGUCCCAUGCCGAAAGUUUCAACGGUCAGAACUCUCUCCCAGCAGUUUCAAGCCUGCGCUGCACUCACAGAGCCUAAAACAGGGGAGUACCAGACGGAAAGCAAAGGGGCUCGUCCGGCGGAGGAACCCGCAGGAGGCCAAACAAAGAUGAAGGCCAAGCGGAAUCUCUCAGACGCUACCGAGUAUCUGACUGUGGCUGAUGAAAAGCGAUUUCCAUCGCACAGAUCGCAGAGCUUCAACACCAGUGAGAGGAAAGCAAAGGUGGUGAGUAAGGAGGCCGGGGCCUCGAGCAGCGAGAGGGACCUGGUUGAAGCCUGCAGGGUAGCAGGCGAUGGUGCGGGGAAGAAGAUGGAGGCAGAGCAGAAAGAAGAUACUCUGCCUGGAAAUUAGAUACGAGCCAUAAAGAGAGGAGGGAUGAAACUAAAUGAGGAAUUAAUCAUUUAUGGAGGAGGAAUUGAAUGGUUACAGCGAUGCAGAGAACUAUCCUUCCUUUGGUCGGGAGAUUCAUGUCUCACAUCAAUGAUAAAAAAUAGAAUGGCAGUAAUUCAUUCCC
Messenger RNA from Gasterosteus aculeatus aculeatus (three-spined stickleback), 5821 nucleotides. The record is from RefSeq and is a predicted model, not a curated record. Lineage: Eukaryota; Metazoa; Chordata; Actinopteri; Perciformes; Gasterosteidae.